GUCUCCGUGUUGGUAUAAUCCGGGUAAAGGGUCAUCAGAUGUUGAACAACAUGGCGGCAGCUGUGUUUUGGAGGAGCGGAGAACUUCUCAGAUCAGUGAGGACUGCAGCUCACAGGUCAUGGUUCCACAGCUCGGCGGUUCUUCCUCAGCAGUCCGGUUCUGCUCCUCCUCAGUCAAGCUUCUUCCCGCCGGUUGAAGGCGCCAUGCUGCCGGCUGGAAGCUUGAAAAACAAAGUGGCGUUCAUCACAGGAGGGGGGACGGGACUAGGCCGAGCCAUGACCACCACCCUGUCACAGCUGGGAGCUCAGUGUGUCAUCGCCAGCAGGAAGUUGGACGUCCUGCAGCAAACAGCCGAGGAGAUCAGCAGCCAGACUGGAAACAAGGUCCAUGCGGUUCAGUGUGAUGUCAAAGAUCCAAAGGCUGUCUCUCACUGUGUCGACCAGACAGAAACUCUGACAGGACUUCCUGAUGUGAUCAUCAACAACGCAGCAGGAAACUUCGUCUGUCCGUCAGAACGUUUGUCGCCAAAUGGCUGGAAGAGCAUCACCGACAUCGUCCUGAAUGGGACGGCCUUCGUUACCCUGGAGCUGGGCAAGAGGCUGAUCCAGAGUCAGAAAGGUGCGUCCUUCCUCUCCAUCACCACCAUCUACGCUGAGUCUGGUUCAGGUUUCGUGGUUCCGAGUGCGUCGGCGAAGGCUGGAGUCGAGGCGCUCUACAAGUCCCUGGCGGCAGAGUGGGGGCGCUAUGGCCACAGGUUCAACAUAAUCCAGCCUGGACCAAUCAGAACGAAGGGGGCGUUCAGCCGUCUAGACCCGACCGGAGCCUUCGAAAAGACGAUGAUCAGUCGGAUCCCAACAGGUCGACUCGGAACACCAGCAGAGAUCGCAAACCUGGCAGCGUACAUGAGCAGUGACUACGCUACCUGGAUGUCUGGAGCUGUGAUUCGGUUUGAUGGAGGAGAAUACGUGUCAAUGGCCGGAGAGUUCAACGAGCUGCGCAGGGUGACCCCAGAUCAGUGGAAGAUGAUGGAGGCGAUGAUCAGAAGCACUAAAGGAUCCUAAAAACACAAACACUUUCAUCAGAUCACAAAAACUAAUCAAAUCAGGGAUCAGGUGGACCCGCCCACCUGCUGAUGUCAUCAUGACGAUAGAAUCAGAUGAAUAUUUGCCACGAGUUUUGAUGUUUUACUAACUGAUUGAGCCUUACUUUCAGAAAACACUGUUAGCCUGUUAGCUUGUAGCUAGUGAAGCAGUCACAUGACUAACUGCACAUGCUCAGUGUAAACACAAAUUCAUGUUUCUGACAGCUGGAUAAUAAAACAUUGUUACUGUUG
Messenger RNA from Epinephelus lanceolatus (giant grouper), 1333 nucleotides. It is a transcript of the gene decr1, whose product is annotated as 2,4-dienoyl CoA reductase 1, mitochondrial. The record is from RefSeq and is a predicted model, not a curated record. Gene Ontology annotation, biological process: fatty acid beta-oxidation. Gene Ontology annotation, cellular component: mitochondrion. Lineage: Eukaryota; Metazoa; Chordata; Actinopteri; Perciformes; Serranidae. Gene Ontology annotation, molecular function: 2,4-dienoyl-CoA reductase (NADPH) activity.